AUCGAAUCUAUGGGUGAUUUCAAAGUACUGUGUCCAGAGGUUCCUUUUUAAAUUUCCGUUUCACUGAAAACUGUCAUGAAAUCGUCAUUAGCAGAGUAACCGAAUUUGACACGCAAAACACAACGUACGGCUAUAAUAAUAAUGGAUAAAACUCGAGUGGGAACAUCCUUUUCAAAAUAUGAGCGACAUGACGAAAGUUUAACAUCAACGGCUCUUACCUCCAGAAUACUAGAUAACUUAAACGUACUUAAAUGCAAACUGGACCCCGAUUUAGUUAACAAUAGUAGAUUAUAUCAUGACGAAAAAAGUGGUUUUGGUUUUAACGAAUCGAAACCUUUUGUACUCAAGUUUGUUGAGCAGAAAAAUAAAUUAUUCAGAAACCAAGCAAACCAUGAAAACAUCAAUGCUACUGCUAUCAAUACAAUAUCCCAAGGUAAAAAAUCUUCUAUAAAGAAAAGAAAAUUCUUACCAAAAUUAAAUCGUACUGAACAUCUACUAGCAAUAAUUCCUAAAACUGGAACAGUCAACAAAAUCCCGAUUGAUUAUCAAGUUAACCAACAGAAUCCCAAUAAAACAACAAUUGAUUCUUCCAAUGAAUGUAAUAUUGAUCAUCAAAUACAUCUUCAGUUCAAUACUAAUGAUAUCCAUGACCAAUUGAAAAUUAUACCUUACUGUAAAAGCAAACAAGUGAAAUUUGAAGCAAGUUAUCCAAACACAAAUGUA
This is a messenger RNA of Schistosoma intercalatum, 723 nucleotides long. NCBI's taxonomy places the organism in Eukaryota, Metazoa, Platyhelminthes, Trematoda, Strigeidida, Schistosomatidae. The record is from the annotation of a GenBank genome assembly.